Molecule: messenger RNA, 777 nt
Organism: Acanthosepion pharaonis
Lineage: Eukaryota; Metazoa; Mollusca; Cephalopoda; Sepiida; Sepiidae
Source: the annotation of a GenBank genome assembly
AUGAAAAGGAAAAAGUUGUCGAGUCUUAGCCAAUCAAAUGCUUCAGGGAGCAAAGCCAAGAAAGAUAACUCAGUGUCUUGUGGAAAGACUGCAAAUAGCACAAUAUAUGAUCAUUUGAAAGGAAUACAGAAUCGACACAGACACCCACACAUUGCUGAACCAGAAGUUGCAUCACUCUUUCACAAAGGACCUGAAAACACACAACUUGAUUUGGCUGAGCUAGAAAAAAAAUUAAUGAAAACCAGACGAGAAAAACCACAGUCGAUCCACAUUUUAAACUCUAUUGGAAAUUUCUGGAGAAUUAAAGGCAACACAUUGUAUGCCAUCGAAUGUUUUCGUAAAGUUUUAUCUCACUCACCAGGAAAUGUUGAUGCACUCCUAAAUUUAGCUCGAUUGCUCCUUCAACUCCAUUACUUAGACGAUGCACUUUACUUAACACAGACUUCACUCAGUAAACUUCCAAAUCACCAGAAUGCCUGGUUACAUCACUUCACCCUGGGAGAAAUACAUAAAGCCUAUGGACAUUACCAAAAAGCUAUCUAUCAUUCCCAGCUGACCUUGGAGCUAAAACCUGGUUUUGAACCAGCAAAGACACUUCUUCAGGAAGUUGAAACUCAUCCCAGCAACACCAUCACAAAUUGCACUUUUGUCAUAAUUCUGCUUUUGAUAUUUGGUGUUUUGUUUGGAGUUGUGCAUUCUGGUCAUAAGGAAAUUGGCAAAACACAGCGCUCAUUCAACAGAGCAAUGGCUAUGAAAUGUUUGAAGAAGCAAAGAUGA